CCUGACUAAGUUGUCUAAGAAACACCCUUUAUAUCUCCCUGUAAUGUAAUUCAUUCAUAAACAUUCCUUUGAAUCUCUUCUUCUUCGUAGCCAUUUUGUAAGCAUGGGUCAAACUCUUAAUACAAUGGCACAACAAAACCAAUCAAAGGAAGAGUUAAGCAUGGGACAAACUCCUACUACAAAGACCCAACAAAACCAUUCAAAAGAAGAGUUACUCCAUCAACUUGUUUUAACUACCAACGUUGACGCCAUUAAAGCUCUUUGCACACAAGGUGUUGAUCUUGAGUGGGUUGAUAAAGAAGGAAAAACUGCUCUGAUGGUGGCUUGUAUGGAAGCUGGGUUGUCCAAUGUAGCCAAAACUUUGAUUCAACUGGGUGCUAAUGUCAAUGCUUAUCGUCCUGGGAGACAUGCAGGUACUCCUUUACAUCAUGCAGCUAAAAGAGGUCUCCACCAGACAGUUCUGUUACUUCUAGCCAGUGGAGCGAAUACUCUAGUAGUAAAUGAUGAGUGGCUCUUGGCGCUUGAUGUUGCUAGAACAAAAAGACAUACCAAUGUUGUUCGUGCUAUUGAGAAUCAUAUGUGCUUAUUCUCUGGAUGGCUACGGGAAUUUCAAGGUCCAGGCUUUCUUGAGGCACUAGUUCCUCAACUAUUAUCAAGAAAAAUGUUUGUCUCUAUUUUGAAGGAUUGGAGCUCUCGUUUUAUUAUAAUUUAUGAUUCCCAUAAACUCACCAGCUUAUUAAGGCUCGUUGUUUGCAGCUGGGAUGUUUGCGUCUGGGUUGUUAUUACACCUCAUGGUUCCUCUAAGUCCUUGGAGGCCAUGAGAUUGGAGCUUGCCAUUUAUACUACUUUGCAGAUAUAUAUUUCGUCAAUUGAGGCAGCCUUCAAAGUGGAACUCUUGUCGAAUAUUAAUGAGUUGGGGCAGCCUUCCUAUAGGAACAUGUUCAUAAUGCAUAUCUGGAACUUGUUACUUUUUUCUCAGCAAUCUGAACUAUUUUCAAAUAUUCCUUUGUGGAAAAUAUGUGCUUCCAUUCAGUCCGCCGCACUUACUGAUACUGGCCACAGCGCUGAAACAGCUAAUACAAAUAGUUGUGGAAAAUAUGUACAUGGUGAGAGUUACAGUGCCGCAUCCUCACAUUCAGAAGCAAGCAGCAGUGUGCGAGUUGAUAACUCGACAAAGGAAGAACACAACGGCUGGGGUGUGUGGCCUUUUGGCUGGAGUGUGUGGCCUUUCAGCAAACAAGGUCGCGUAGACACCCAAACCACCGUGCCGGUUGCUCAAACGAGCGGUGCAGUUAUUCCAUCAGCGCCCCCGAUUCCUGAUGAAGGGCCAAUCCAGUAUCCAUCAAUUGAUUCGAGUCCGGUGGACUAUUCUGCUCCACCAGAAGAACAUGCGAGUUAUGCAACAAGCAAUGUGAAGAAUGAAGGUGAUUCCGCAUCGUCGUGUAUAAUAUGUUGGGAAGCUCCAAUGGAAGGUGCAUGUAUUCCCUGUGGUCACAUAGCUGGUUGCAUGGGUUGUUUGAGUGAGAUCAAAGCCAAGAAGGGUGUUUGUCCAAUUUGCCGAAACAAAAUAGACCAAGUUUUAAAGCUUUAUGCUGUGUGAGACUGGUUGAUGAUCGUGUCGUGUGGACUUUAAUUUUGUUUUACUUUUCCUAUUAGAACAUUACGUAUCAACUUCAAGAAACUACUGUCAUUUCUCUAAGGUUGGGUUUGGAUAGUCUGAGUUAUAUUAUUUUACAUUUACAAUAGUUAUUUAUGAUGAA
Molecule: messenger RNA, 1760 nt
Organism: Mercurialis annua (annual mercury)
Lineage: Eukaryota; Viridiplantae; Streptophyta; Magnoliopsida; Malpighiales; Euphorbiaceae
Product: probable E3 ubiquitin-protein ligase XBOS34
Exons: 8
Coding region: 104-1600 (498 amino acids)
Molecular function (GO): protein binding
Source: RefSeq, a predicted model, not a curated record